This is a messenger RNA of Hibiscus syriacus, 766 nucleotides long. RefSeq names its product ADP-ribosylation factor GTPase-activating protein AGD2-like. Gene Ontology annotation, molecular function: GTPase activator activity; protein binding. The record is from RefSeq and is a predicted model, not a curated record. Lineage: Eukaryota; Viridiplantae; Streptophyta; Magnoliopsida; Malvales; Malvaceae. The coding region runs from base 1 to 552 and encodes 183 amino acids. The transcript is spliced from 3 exons.
AUGGGCAUCGAGGGGAAGCUUAUUUUGGAGAGUGAUUGCUCCAAAGCCUUAGACUGGAUUAGAAAUCCGGAUUCUUGUUCUUUGCUUAAUUCGAUUGUGAAGGAAAUUGUGUCUAUUGGUAUAGAUAGGAAUGUUAUUGUUUUCUUAGGAGAAAGCUUUCUGGUUAAAAUUAUUUUUGACUCACUUGAUAGCCACAAAGAGGAAAGGGAACGGCACGAUCCAUCAGCCUGUCAGAGAAUCAAGGAUUUGAAUGACCCGGGGAACUGUUUACAAGGUUGUUCGUUGUUGCAUCUGGCAUGCCAAGGUGGCAGUAUUGUGAUGCUUGAGCUGUUGCUGCAGUUUGGUGCUGAUAAAAAUAUACCCGACUUCCAUGGAAGGACUCCUUUGCACCAUUGCAUUGCUCUGGGGAACAAUUCAUUGGCAAAGCAUCUUCUUAGAAGAGGAGCAAGGUCUUCGAUUAAAGAUCACAGGGGAUUCAGCGCAUUGGAAAGAGCAAUGGAGAAGGGUGCAAUAACGAACGAGGAGCUGUUUCUUCUUCUCAAUGAAAGCUAGUGGAACAAGCCUGCCUGGUUUUCCCGAAUCGGUAAAUCCUGUUUCUCUCGCCGGAUUUUCAGUUAUGCCGGUGUUUGUUGGCUUUAUAUAAGCAUAAAAAGAGCCACGCAUCCUCUUUUAAUCCAUCGAGGUCGUUAAGGCAUUCUUCACUUAUGAUAAUUAAAGCUUGAUGUUUUCGAGUUUGAACUUCUUCGCGUGCUUGAUUUUCUUUGUU